Diabrotica balteata is the source of this 1652-nucleotide messenger RNA. Lineage: Eukaryota; Metazoa; Arthropoda; Insecta; Coleoptera; Chrysomelidae. The record is from the annotation of a GenBank genome assembly.
UCAAGUUUCAAGUUUGUAGUUUAUAUUCAUCUGCUGUUGCACUUUAUUUUAAUAAUAAAAGUAAAUUAAUACAAAAAUGGAAACAAUUUUGGAACAACAGCGUCGUUACCAUGAAGAAAAAGAACGUUUAAUUGAUGCCAUGGUAAAAGAAAUGCUUCACAAAAAGACUACUUUUAGAGAAGCAAUAAACUCAGACCACCGACAAAAGUACCUACUUGAUAGAUAUAUGGCUUCAACAGAGAGACUAAUAGAUCUUUAUGAUGAUAGGGACGGACAACGUAAGGCUGAAGUAGCUGCUCUUACGGGCCCCAACGAGUUUCAAGAAUUCUAUAGUAGAUUAAAAUUAAUCAAAGACUUUUAUAGAAGGCAUCCAAACGAAAUUAGUGUUCCAAUGUCAGUGGAAUUUGACGAAUUUGCCAAAGCCAGGGAAAAUCCUAACGAGGAUAUGGCUAACUUUGUAGAAUUUACUGAUGAGGAGGGUUAUGGAAAGUAUUUGGAUUUACAUGAAUGUUAUGAAAAGUAUAUAAACUUAAAAGGCAUAGAAAAGGUAGAUUAUAUUACCUACUUGGGUAUGUUUGACCAACUAUAUGAUAUCCCAAAAGAAAGAAAAAGUGGUGAAUAUAAAAAAUAUUUGUUAUGUCUAAUUGAAUAUUUGACUUGGUUUGUACAGCGUAUAAAGCCUCUAAAGGAUUUAGACAUUGAUCUACAAGAACAAGUGGAUCAGGUCCUGGCAAUUUGGGAUACUGGAAGUGUCCCAGGGUGGCCAAAAGAAACAGGAUCUGCGCUAACAAAUGUUGGAGCCCACUUGGAUCUCUCGGCAUUUUCAAGUUGGGAAGAAUUGGCAUCGUUAGGUUUAGACAGACUGAAAUCUGCCUUGAUGGCGUUAGGAUUAAAAUGUGGAGGUACUUUGGAAGAAAGAGCUCAAAGAUUAUUCUCAACGAAAGGAAAAGGUUUUUUGGAUCCUUCACUUAUGACAAAAAAUAACAAAGGCAAGGCCAACAAAGAAAAGGAAUUACUGAGGCAAAGGGAACUUGCAACAUUAGAAGCCCAAGUGUACAGAUUGGCAGAGUGGGUCUCACCGCAGAGAGCUGCAACAAAAGAAAAUGUGCAAAGGAAACAAGCUCGUACCGAUGGAGAAAGAGAUGACAGCGAAAAUGAAGAAAGUGAUGAUGAUAGUCCUGAUGAAGCGGACGAUGAUGUUCCCUAUAAUCCAAAGAAUCUUCCUUUGGGAUGGGAUGGAAAACCUAUACCAUACUGGCUGUAUAAACUACAUGGUUUAAACAUCAGCUACAAUUGUGAGAUAUGUGGAAAUUACGUUUAUAAAGGCCCAAAAGCAUUCCAAAGACAUUUUGCAGAAUGGAGACACGCUCACGGAAUGAGAUGUCUUGGUAUUCCUAACACUGCACAUUUUGCAAAUGUUACACAGAUUGAAGAUGCACUGGCACUGUGGGAAAAGUUGAAAGUCCAAAAACAAAGUGAACGUUGGCAACCUGAAACUGAGGAAGAGUAUGAAGAUUCUCAAGGCAAUGUGGUGAAUAGAAAGACUUACGAGGAUCUUAAGAGACAAGGGUUAUUAUAGGUUAUGAUAGUUGUAGAAAUUAUGUAUUGUAUCAAAAUAAACCUUUUCAUAUAAUAAAACAAAUCAUUUUGUG